This is a messenger RNA of Rhizoctonia solani, 2637 nucleotides long. Its product is annotated as xenotropic and polytropic retrovirus receptor 1. Lineage: Eukaryota; Fungi; Basidiomycota; Agaricomycetes; Cantharellales; Ceratobasidiaceae. Bases 1 to 2637 code for a protein of 878 amino acids. The record is from RefSeq and is a predicted model, not a curated record. Gene Ontology annotation, cellular component: cytoplasm; plasma membrane; Golgi apparatus. Gene Ontology annotation, biological process: cellular response to phosphate starvation; phosphate ion transport. The transcript is spliced from 22 exons. Gene Ontology annotation, molecular function: inositol hexakisphosphate binding.
AUGAAGUUUGCCAGAUAUCUCGAAGAGACUCAGAUACCAGAAUGGAAAAGGGCAUACCUCGAUUAUCAGCUACUCAAAUGCAAGUUAUCCACUAUCAAACAUUACUAUGAGGCCAAUCCUCCAACCCAAGAGGCUCCCAGUGUUGUCAGCAAGACGCCAAUAAGGGUCAUGGGUUCUGCCGCUUCGAUUCUUCGAAGUAGCCCUGCAAACGCUUUUCGCAACACCACUCCUAAGAACCUACUUGAUCCUGAGGAGUACGCGCCAUUGGCCACAUCGGACCUUAGCCCAAUCCCGAGUCGAGCGGACACUCCUGCGGACAAGAGGAAAUCAAUUCCUCUAAAUGCUAGUAGUCAAGAUUCUCUCCAAGACUUGGAACUUCCACCUCCGAUGAAAUAUUUGGAACCUCAGCCGGAGGAAGACCUUAUUGACAAGGAGGAAAGGGGAAGUGCAACCGGCGCUGACCUCGGUCGACGCAAGUCGCUCCCAACCAGAGCGUUUGCCGGAAACAUCAGGGCAAGUCGUCCACCCAUGUCAAACCGUAGCGCCAGUAUGCAGCAAGCGGAAUUUUUGAAAUACACUCACCGUGAUGUACCGCCUAUCAAUACUGCUGAAGCACCCCCGGCACAAGCACCAAAGACUCCGAGAAUCUCGUUGAGCGGUUUUAGGCGAUUCACCCUCACGCGCCAACGCCGUGACACACUUCACUCAGCCCGGCUUCCCUCUACGAUCGAUGACAUAUUAUCAUCUUUGAAUCCAGUCGAGCUCGAGUUCUUUGGAACAUUGCACCAGGAGGUUGAAAAGGUUGACAAGUUCUACAAAGACCGUGAAAAAGAGGCCGUUCUGAGAGUGAAUGCUCUCAGGGAGCAGUUGGAAGAGCUUCGUGGACAUAAGAAGCUGCUUGAUGAAUCCAAUGAUGGCGCUUGGCCAGGGGUCUUGUCGGUCUUUGGCACGAUUAGUGCACCUCGGCGUCCAAAAGCGACGAGUUCUGCAGACAACUCGGGUGGAUCUCGAACUGGUUCCCGUGAGCGGGCACAUGUUGAUCGAGCUGCGCACGAUCCAGAUGCGUACCGCCGUGCCAAGGGGAAGCUGAAAAGGGCAAUCUUGGAGUUUUACAGAGGCCUGGAGUACUUGCAGAACUACCGAAUUCUGAAUGUUACAGGGUUUCGUAAAGCACUAAAAAAGUUUGACAAAAUCACCAAAAUGGGGGUUCAAGAGCAGUAUACGCGCGAAAGAAUUGAAGGUCGUGAUUUCACAUCGGGCGAGACCUGCGAUAGACUCCUCAAGGAAGUGGAGAAAAUCUAUGCUAGCCAAUUUGCUCAAGGGGACGAGAAAAAGGCAAGGGGGAGACUUCGCGCUAGUCCCCGCACGUCCACCCACCAUUAUAGUACCUUCCGGUCCGGUACCUGGAUCGGCCUGUCAAUACCUGCUCUAGGGAUGGCGUUGUACCGCUUGCUUCAGGCAGAAGUGAGGGAGCAAGUACCAGAGUGGCACUCCCUACUUCAAGUCUAUGCGGCUCUCUCGCUUCCGGUUAUUUUUGUUCUCCUUGUCGGACUUAAUCUCGUUGCUUGGGCGCGAGCAAGAAUUAAUUUCGUUUUUAUUUUCGGGCUCGACGUCAGAACAGUUAUUGACGCCAGAGAAUAUGUGGAACUACCCUCUUUUCUUUUCGCAACUCUUGCAUAUGCCUUUUGUAUUUCUUUUACAAUGACGGGAUCUGAAAUUAUCUCGCCUACUAAAUGGCCAAUCGUUUGGGUUGGCUUAGCUUUGGUAACUAUAUUCAAUCCGCUCCCUAUUUUUCAUCGCUCCGCCAGGGCUUGGUUCUUGCGCACUUUUGGUAUGCUCUUCCUGAGCGGCACGAGACGCGUGGAAUUCGCAGAUUUCUGGCUGGGCGAUCAACUCUGUUCACUCGUUUACACUAUGAGUAAUCUAUAUUUCUUAAUUUGUGCUUAUGUUGACCAAUGGGAGCGCAUUGAGGCGCGCUGCCAACUGGAGCAACACUGGACCGUACCACUCGUUUUAUCAACCAUUCCAUUCAUUAUUCGAUUCGUACAAUGCGUUCGUCGUUAUUUUGAUUCCAAACACGGACACCAUCUUGUCAAUGCUGCCAAAUAUGUUGCAAGUAUCGUAUACUAUGUUACCUAUUAUGUCUGGAGAUACAAUGACAUGGAGUAUGAUCUCCAUCUGGCAAUAUUUAUUCUUUUUGCUACCAUUAGUUCAGUAUUUGGUGCUUAUUGGGACUAUACGAUGGACUGGAGUGUAUUGAAGGUUCAAGGCAUAAAGUACAAGUUUUUAAGAAAAGAACUUGCUUACCCGGGCUGGAUUCCUGUGUAUUAUAUUGCAAUAAUAGCAAACACUCUGAUUCGCUUCUCGUGGGUUGGAUAUAUACCUCGCGGAGGACCGCCAAUUACCACGCGAUCUUUCAUUAUCGCCGUUUUCGAAAUGAUUCGAAGGGUGCAGUGGAACUUUCUCCGCCUUGAAAACGAACACAUCGGAAAUGCCGACCAGUUCCGGGUUACCCGAGAAAUUCCACUCCCGUACGCCUUCCCCUGUGAAGCAGAAUCAGAUGACGAGGAGGGUAGUCCAAGAAGUUCUAGGCAGUCGCGGCGCUCGAAAGAAGGUGGUGUGGGCUUGGAGAAGUAG